AUGUAUAGCAGCGACAGAAUGCACGGCGGCGACAGAAUAAUAAUGCACGGCGACACAAUGAAUAUCCUUGUAAUGCAUACCUACUGUCCCCAAGGUUCUAGAACUAUCGCAAGCUAUAGACGGACUUUUGUUGUCCCCUUUCACCUAAUCGAGGUAGAGCUUCUGCGAUCUGUCAGCUUCUACCAUCUAGCUUCUGCGAUCUGGGCACAACAAGACACGGUAACCCCCACUAUUGAUAUACAAUCAUCGCUAGAUAUUGUCAUAUUGAUCGAUCUUGAUCGAUCAAGGCUAGGUUACAGAGACAACGCUACCAAUUUCUCCCUAUUCUGGGCUGGCAAGGGCCUAGGCCAAUUGACACCUCGGCUUGACUCCGAACUUCCGGCCUGGCUGCGACCCUGGAAAGCUGCAGGGGGGCCACACCGGCACAUCUCGAAGCUUCGGAACCUAGCUAACACGGCUGGUCUACCAGUUGUUCACCCCGUACAUUACAUCAUCCUCGAUCGACAUUCGUCCUACGCCUACAGGUCUCGAAAUGUAUACUUCACCAUUCGAAUCGACCUAAUGACGGAAAACGAGUUAAGUAGCUAUAGACAGACCAUCGAGUUGAAUUAUUAUACAUAUAAACUCAGGAGACAAAAAAACAGGGCCCUUCCUCUUUUAGGCAUGAAGUUGAGCAUGCUAACUCCCCAAGCACAACACAAGCAAAAACACAAGAUGCAGAACUUCUCGAUCACCCUCCUCCUCACUCUCCUAGCCGCUCCAAACUGCUGCGGUAUCGAGAUCGUUCGUAAAUUUACUAAUGAGCCAUCAGUUCAUGCUCGUGCCAUGCUUAUAACGGCUGCUAGGUAUGAAUUUUUGAUCCGCAGCACUCGGCAUCGUUCUAUGAACAAAUUUUUGUCGUACUAUGGCAGGAACACACGGAUUGGAUCCUUACAGCUAACGGACGCUUCCGUUUGCCGAGUGGUUAUUCUCGGUAUUGUGCUUACCUGGGAGGAUGCUAAGGAAAUGGGGAGCAGGAAGAUUGAUGAUGCGCUCAACUACCGCAUGACUCCAUUCAUUCAUUCAUUCAUUCGAUCAUACCUCGAUGCAGCUCCCUUGCGUGCGGGAGACGCUUUGCUCUCAUCUACCUCCUUGCAAGGAGGAAAGCUCACUUUCGCCAGUGAUGAUGUGAGACGAUACCAUGAGAGCCGUCUUUACUUCCGGCCGAAGACAACCCUCACCUUGUUCGAGAUUGCUGUUCGACGCUCUGCCUCGCUGUCGCUCGUUGAUGCCUUGUGGAUCAUCUUGUCACAAUCUCGUUCGUCCCAGCAGAACCAAACAAUGUACUUCACUGGGCUCGGACGGCUAAUAUGUUCCGUCAAAGCUCAUCGUAACGGACAGACGUCACCCUCAGAAGAUCCUGCUCGAGCUCUGUCUCCACUCAGACCUCCAGCGGAAGGCAUAAGAGGCUCCGUUGGAGCCGUUCUUGCAAAACAGGCACCUACGGAGCGUCUGAAAGGAGUCGAGGGAGAUCAGAAGAGUCCAGAUAACAACACAGUCAAGCCGGACACGCGCGACAUCGACCAGCCUACGUCGCAGAAGGAGAUGGAUGUAACAUUACACCGUUCGACGCUCUCCUCUCCUCAUCGUCCAAUCGAUCCUACUUCCUUUCACCCUCCACCUUCCACUGUAACUUCCAUCUCCAUUUGA
Messenger RNA from Pseudocercospora fijiensis CIRAD86, 1689 nucleotides. RefSeq lists its product as uncharacterized. The transcript has 26 exons. The coding region runs from base 1 to 1689 and encodes 562 amino acids. NCBI's taxonomy places the organism in Eukaryota, Fungi, Ascomycota, Dothideomycetes, Mycosphaerellales, Mycosphaerellaceae. The record is from RefSeq and is a predicted model, not a curated record.